Dissoconium aciculare CBS 342.82 is the source of this 627-nucleotide messenger RNA. RefSeq lists its product as uncharacterized. The annotation marks the transcript as partial. Lineage: Eukaryota; Fungi; Ascomycota; Dothideomycetes; Mycosphaerellales; Dissoconiaceae. The record is from RefSeq and is a predicted model, not a curated record. The transcript has a single exon.
AUGACAUCUGUCGAGUUGCGACGGCGGAUCACACGCAAAGUCAAGACUUGGAUAUACAUAGCGCGCAGACGCUUGAAACUCGGGCCUCCAGCGGCAGUCCUUGAAGCACAGCCCACGUCGCCGCCGUGGCCUCCGCAAGACAUACUAAAACAUCGCGUAAAAUACAUGUCACAGAUUCGAGCUCGACCACCGCGGGUGAUCAAAUACACCGACUCGGACACCUCGCUGCACUGCCUGUACAGGAUCUAUGAGCAGCUGGUCCUGGACCACACGAUAGGAUAUCGCAACGAGAUUGAAUACUUUUGGCGCCGCCGCGAUUGGCCCGUGGCUGAUAUUCCUGAUCCGCAUGACCCUGACCCAACGCGUUAUGCAUUUUUAGCUGGAAUUCCUCACCUGUUGGUACACGCUUUCAACAGCAAUAUUCGCAUAGGACUCGCGAGAUACACGGCCGCUAUCAUCAGCCCCGAGGAGGCAGAGAACUUGCAAAACACGCCAGAGCUGGUUAAGCUUUACGAGAAUGUCCCCGAAUGGACACUGCGAGUCAAAGCAUUGAGGAAAGCGGUGACGAUACCAAUAGUUUCAGGGCCUGACUUGGUCUUAACGUACCCUACCACCGAGCCGGUCACA